UUCAGCCACCAUGUCAGGACUCGCCCAUGCAAUUUCCUUACUCACGGAUACCUUUGAAAAACACGCUGGAAAAGACGAAGAUUGCAAAACCUUGAGCAAGUCAGAACUUGCUGAGCUGCUCCGUAGUGAGUUUCCUGAGAAAGGCAACAGCAGAGCUGUAGUGGAAAGUUUCUUCACCACGCUGGAUAACGACAGCAAUGGUGCUGUUGACUUCAAGGAGUUUGUCACUUUUGUGACGGCCCUCGCCGUGAUGAUGAAACGAUGAAACGUUCCCCAGAACGUUCUCGUUGGUUUAGAAUUAAGAGCUGAGUGUUCCGACUUGAACCAGCGACACAGUCACAUUUAUAAAACAUACAUGUCAUUAUCAUAUGUUCUGAGGAGGAAAAGUUGGUCAAACACACAAUUAUAAUUAUAGAUUCCGUAGUUUAUUAUGGAGAGUCGACUUGAAUGUGUUGUAUCACUGAGGAGUGACCAAAACAUUCCUGAAAUAAAUGAUGUGACACUUUAAAACUUUUGUUCCGUGUGUGUGUGUCUGUUGUUCUGCCUUUCAACACAACAUAUGAAUUUAAGUGUCAGUUCCUCAUUUAAGGACCCAUUUUGUUUCCUAUUAUUUUCCACUGUAAUGUCACUGCUUGUAUGGUUUACAAACAAAUUAGGA
Messenger RNA from Hippoglossus stenolepis (Pacific halibut), 658 nucleotides. RefSeq names its product protein S100-B. The transcript is spliced from 2 exons. The record is from RefSeq and is a predicted model, not a curated record. Gene Ontology annotation, molecular function: transition metal ion binding; calcium ion binding. Bases 11 to 265 code for a protein of 84 amino acids. NCBI's taxonomy places the organism in Eukaryota, Metazoa, Chordata, Actinopteri, Pleuronectiformes, Pleuronectidae.